AUGCCUAUCAGGACACUUAACAAUCCAUCCCACCUGAUACCCUCCGUUCCGGUUCUAGACGGAAACUCAGUAACGUUUGCGGCCUGGCGCUCCCGACUCCUCAAUGUUCUUUCAGUUAUGAACGUUCUGGACAUAGUCGACAAAUCUCUCCUCCGCCCAUCGGACAACAAAGAUAGCAAGACAAUCGGUCGCUCCCCAGAUCAAAAGGGCUACAACCCAGAAGAUUUCGCCGCCGACUGGGACGCUUUGUCGGAUAUGGCUCGGUCAACAAUUAAGCUCACUCUUUCGGUCGAUCUUGCAAUUCGAUAUGGUGACGUUAAACCGGUAUCCAAACUUUUCUCAACUAUUGUCAAUGCCAAAAUGGAUCGCACGGAUCUGAAAAGCAGCGUCCGAUCUGAACACUGCAAAAAUAGCGCCGUCCGAUCAGCAGUAAGUCUAGACGAUGCAAUCGGUGCUCUUGAGGCGCACGAGCUGUCGACCACUCCACCACCCGAUCAGUUUGGUUUUGAUGGUGAUGCCUCGGUCUCUGCUGCAAAAGCAAAACGGUUUGGAUGCUAUAACUGUGGCGAAAAAGGUCACCACUCGUCUCGAUGCUCAAAACCUCCGAAAAAGAACAAGGCAACGGCUCAGGCGAACUCCGUUGCUGCACGUGCUGGUGCUACUUCUGCAGUACCUCUCGGUUUCUACGGUUUUGAGGAAGAUGGCGAUGAUGACGAUAGUUUUGAUGAUGAGAUUGACGUGGUGUGGGGAUAG
Puccinia graminis f. sp. tritici CRL 75-36-700-3 is the source of this 753-nucleotide messenger RNA. RefSeq lists its product as uncharacterized. The coding region runs from base 1 to 753 and encodes 250 amino acids. The transcript has 3 exons. Gene Ontology annotation, molecular function: nucleic acid binding; zinc ion binding. The record is from RefSeq and is a predicted model, not a curated record. NCBI's taxonomy places the organism in Eukaryota, Fungi, Basidiomycota, Pucciniomycetes, Pucciniales, Pucciniaceae.